Messenger RNA from Contarinia nasturtii (swede midge), 680 nucleotides. RefSeq names its product THO complex subunit 4-like. NCBI's taxonomy places the organism in Eukaryota, Metazoa, Arthropoda, Insecta, Diptera, Cecidomyiidae. The record is from RefSeq and is a predicted model, not a curated record. The transcript has a single exon. The coding region runs from base 75 to 680 and encodes 201 amino acids. Gene Ontology annotation, molecular function: mRNA binding. Gene Ontology annotation, biological process: mRNA export from nucleus. Gene Ontology annotation, cellular component: nucleus.
UUCGUCAUCUUUUGCAUAAAUUAAGUUAAAUUUUCGAUUAGAAAACAAAAGUUCAAACAAAAAGCAAAUCAAAAAUGGCUGCAAAAAUUGAAAUGAGUUUGGACGACAUCAUUAAAACCGAAAAGAUCAUAUUUCGUCGUGUCGGAGCAAAGAAACAAGAAAACGGUGCUGGUGGAUGUCGUCGUAAAAUCGAUAAUAAACCAGAGCAAAAACUCCACGGAACGGCCAAUCGUCAAAUCGGCAAACCAAAAGGACUCUCACCUCGCAACCAAACAACAAACCAUCAAAUUAACAACCUAGUUGGCAAGAAUGGUGUGAACAGCGCAUGGAAACAUGACUUGUUUACCGGCGGCAAACAAACCAUCACACACGCCAGAAGAAAUGGCACCAACAGUGGCCCGGUCAAAUUAUUUUCUGAUGCUAUUCGGGCUUUAAAACGAAGCAAGAGUGUUAUACUUGAUAGCCGACCAAAGCAUAUUCAGCUCACAAUAUCAAAGGAAGCUGUCAUUCGUAAUCAACGACCAACAUUCGUUCCAAACAAAGACAACCAAGGUCAAAAGCAACGCAAACCAGCUCGACAAGGCGUCAAAGUUGGUGGAAAUCGUACGAAAGCAAAAUCAGUAUCCGCCGAAGAACUAGAUGCUGAGCUAGAUGCUUAUCUUAACAACUUAAAUUACUAA